This is a messenger RNA of Suillus subaureus, 729 nucleotides long. RefSeq lists its product as uncharacterized. Lineage: Eukaryota; Fungi; Basidiomycota; Agaricomycetes; Boletales; Suillaceae. The transcript has 2 exons. The record is from RefSeq and is a predicted model, not a curated record. Bases 1 to 729 code for a protein of 242 amino acids.
AUGUCUCGCCCUCGCCCUCGGGUUAUCAACUUCAAUCCGGAUGCACCUAUAGAAUGUCAAAAGGCCACACUUCCUACACCCGCGCCUCCUCGUGUCAACGCGAAAGUGCCCGCCGUGCGUGAGGCAGAUGCUACGAAAUUGGUACCGUCCCAAGAUUGGUCACACAAACCUUGGAAAAAUAUCGCCAUAACCGAAUACGAUGAUGCAGAGUUCGAGGAGCUGCAAUCACGGUUGGUGUUCACCUGGCCGCCUGACUUAGCAGCCUACCGAAGAGAGGUCGAGGAGGAGAGGGGCUCGUGUGAGGCGACAGAGUAUAUUGACCCUGCGUUCUUCUCUGGCGCGUCGUCGAUAGGGUCCGCAAGCACAGAAGACAGUUCUAUGAUCUUGACGCCGACUCAACGAGACUACGAUGCCAAUACAGCCUGUGUACCGCUGGCUAUUCUCCGCGAGGCGCUCGUAGAUCCUGAGGCUAGGACCGACGCUCUUGAGAAGGUAGUGGGGCUUCAGAGAUUGAGACGCAAAGCACCACCUCCACUCAGUCUCAAUAGCAAGAAAAAACAGGAUCUCAUCAACGAGAUUGGAUGCACCCUGCUGAUCGGCGAUGGUGAGCGCACUGCACGGGAGAUACGGAUGCUAAGUCCGCUGACGGCAGCGAUGAAUAUCACUAGCAAGUUAUCCGCGGGGGUCCUCCGCAAUAUUCAUACCUUUACUGAUGAACUAUUAUUCUGA